Messenger RNA from Phoenix dactylifera (date palm), 1056 nucleotides. RefSeq names its product RmlC-like cupins superfamily protein. The record is from RefSeq and is a predicted model, not a curated record. Gene Ontology annotation, molecular function: manganese ion binding. NCBI's taxonomy places the organism in Eukaryota, Viridiplantae, Streptophyta, Magnoliopsida, Arecales, Arecaceae.
CCUCCUCUCCUCCCUUCCGCCUUGCCUCAAACCCGCAAGAAAAUGGCCCAAAAAUUAGCAACCAUCUUCGUUGCUCUCCUCGCCGUUGCGUCCGCCGACCCGGAUCCGUUCCUCGACUUCUGCGUCCCCGACCCCGGCACGAACCCGGUCGACCUGAACCGGCUCGCCUCCUACCCCUGCAAGAACCCGGCCAACCUCACCGCCGGCGACUUCGUCUUCUCCGGCGUCAAAUCCCCGGCCCGGAUCCCCCCCUCGACCGGGUUCGUUGGCGUGGCCGUGAACCCGGUCCAGUUCCCGGGCCUCCACACUCUGGGGAUGUCCUUCGUCCGAGCCGACUUCCGACCGGGCGGGGUGAACCCGCCCCACUUCCAUCCGCGGGCCACCGAGACGGCGCUGGUGGUAGCGGGACGGAUCUACUCGGGCUUCGUGGAUUCAAGCGGACGGGUGUUCGCUAAGGUGGUGGAGGAGGGGGAAGUGAUGGUGUUCCCCAGGGGGAUGGUCCAUUUCCAGAUGAACGUCGGGGAUUCGCUGGCGACCAUCUUUGGGAGCUUUAAUAGCGAGAAUCCCGGGGCAGUGAGGAUUCCGGGUACGGUGUUUGGAUCCGAUAUCAAGGUGGAGCUAUUGGAGAAGGCGUUUGGGUUGAGUCCCAAAGAGCUUGAAAGGUUGAAGGAGAGACUGGGGCCCAAAGGAUCGAUGGAGACAAUGGAGUAGAAGGUAUUUUGGAAUUUCUUAUAAUUUCUUGUCGAUUUGUUUAAAUUUGAUCAUGCAAUAAUGAGCCAAACAUUUUAGAAAUAUGUGAGAAGAGGAGUUUUUGAGGCCAAAAUGUUUUCUUUCUUUUUUUCUUUCCUCUAGCAGGAUUUUAAGUCUGUAAUCAGUGUUCUUUUAUAUCUAAUGGUGUCUUCUAUCUUGCUUCUCUGAGCUGUAAAGUGUGAACAUGAACACAGCACCAAAAAGAGAGUUGGGUUGUCGGCUAGCUCUAUGUAAGGAUUGGUCUUGGUGAACAACCAAACUGAAAGGAUUUUAGUGAUGGGACCACAUGUUGUCUCUUUCGUCAAA